CACAGAUCACACCCACAAGAGUCACCGCAGACGGAAGUGGGGAUGGGAAUGUGUGCAUGACACAUGCUUGCAAACUUCCCCAGCUCCUUAUUCCCUCUCUCUCCCUGCCAGUGCCUAGCACUCCGCUCCCGGUGCUCCUGGACUAACCCAGCUGCUGUCAACAUGGGGAACAUAACUUGUGUUCCCCAGCCACCUGGGAGAUUCAGACACUCCUUCAGCAGGAAACCUUCCCUGAAGAAAGAACAAGACAGCAAGAAAAAACUGGCUAGCCUUUUUGGUAUUGAGUCAGGGCAGGAGAGAGACAUGACCACAGACAAAAUACUGCAGUAUAUUCCUGGGAAGAAUAUCACGAACCAGGAAUCAAAAGGAAAACUGGACCAGCGGUUUCCCAGCCUGUUCAAGAAAGGGCGGAGGAAGACAGUUGUAAGAAAUCUGGGGAAAAUUAUCUAUUACUCCAAGGUCAAAUAAUUCCAGCACUGCCAGGAGUUGAACGACUGCUACUUGGAACUGUUCCAGUCCUACCUGUACUUUCAGUCUGUUGGCUCAAAUGGACUGACCUAUCAGGGGCUGCUGCCACUGAAAGAGCUGAGCGUGUGUGAAACCGAAAAGGCAAAGAGCACUGAGCGGGAGGAACAUGCGUUCCGCAUUACAGGUCCCCUGCUGAAUCCCCUUAUCGUGUACUGCCCCAGCGAGUCAGAGCUCAGGCGAUGGCUUUAUCAUCUGGAGAAACAGAUCCACCUGAAUGGGGGGAACCUGGACGGGUCCUUCCUAUCUCAGAGCGACUGGAAGCAGAACUCCAUAGGGAAAGAGGAACUGAGGUGGUCUGUGCAGAACACACCUGUCCAAGAAUGGAGAGGGACCCAACGGGAGUCCCUAGGUGAUGUCCUCUGCGUCUCUAAAGUUAAGCUGCAGCAUUUGCCCUUCCAGGAGCAGCACGACAGGCUUUUGAUCCUGUACCCGUCCACGCUGGUGAUCGUCUCCGAAGAGCGCCAUGGCCUCUACUUUAAGGGAGAACUGCCACUGAAUGCAAUACAAGUUCAUUUUGAAGAAAACCAAAAAAGCUCCUUUCUAAUAGAAGGCCGACUAAUAAACUCGAUCCAGGUCAUUUGCCCAAGCUACGAAGAUUACCAGGAGUGGCUGUACUGCCUUAAAACAGCCCAGUUUCGAAAUGCUGACUCUUCCCUUUCGGGAUCAGAAAGCUUCUCGGGAUCAAAGCCACCACAUCUUGGGCAGUUCCCAGGCAGCGGGAGAGGCUCACUCACCUCCGAUGGCCGGACAAACUCCUGGACGUCACGAGGGAAACUGACCACCUCAACCCACCACUCCCAGCAUAGUGGCUCCAUCCCUGACCAGCAAUCAUUUGUUCUGAUGCCUGAAGGCAGAGUGACCGAAGACCCGCUGUCCCCAGGCUAUGCCCAGCCUGUCCAUUGCCUGGCAAACCCCAGCUGGCCAAGUACCGGGAUCCCCAAACCAGAACUGAAGAGGGGCGGCAGCGCUCGCAAGUCCAAAGGCAAAUGCGGACCUACCCAGCAGCUGCAGCCCGGCAGCCAGGACUCGGAAAGGACUGUGUUUAGCCUCAUUCCCGAAAACCCCAACAGGGAGCUGCUGUCGCCAGUGUACAACGAUCCCUACUCUCCAGUGAGCUGCCAGCAGCACCCAGUGGUCCCCCCGCUGCAUCUGGACUCGAACAACCUGAAUCAUUGGAGCUUGGGGGAAAGUCAGACUCUGGCAGCUCCCAGCUCUCUGGAGAAACCAGCCCUGCCCCGCUCUCCCUUGUACGCUGACCCCUACACCCCGACCCCCACCCCUGGACGCAGGGUUGCAGACUCUGACAUCCUGGAAGAGUUCUUAAGACGUCAUGGUCAGACUGGCUCAGAGCAGCUGAACGGCUAUGCAGAAAUCCCAGGGGCCCAUCAUCCUCCACUGCAGAAGAAGACCUCCCACCCGUUGUCUAGCAGUCGCGGCAGAGAGCCAUCCGCAGCGCAGAGAUACAGCAUCCCUGGCACCUCAUGUCACUUCCCGCAGGCAUCUCCCUCCGACACUUCCUGUUUUACAAACAUCCCCUCCUUGAGGGAAGAAUUUCUGGGCUCCUCACUGCAGUCCUCAGAGGGAAGCGCUGGUGUUUACAACCUGCCUGGGAAUGGCCGCGUGAGGCACGACUCUGCAUAUCAUGACUACGCGGAACUCCAAAGCUUCCACAGCGACUUCAGUUACGACAACCUCUGGGAGGCUGAGGAGAAGGAGUCGGGCAUCCGGCAGGCCGUGCCCUUCUCCUGCCAGCAGUUUUAUCAUGUAUGAAGACAGGAUGCCAAAGCAGUGCUCAUAAAAAGUCCCGGGCCUGCCUCACCCUGACCACUCUGCUUUCAGCCGUGCCUUUUAGCUGUGAAGCGUGUAAGGUGUGUAUAGAAUGAGCAGGGGGAAGGAUCCCUCCAGUGACUGGUCUCCUGUGUGUGCUGAGCUCUGGCUCCGGCAGGUUUUCAUCAUGUUGGAACUCUUCCACCAAAUCUUAAUACGAUGCCCACGAGCAUGAACAAGACUCUACGAAUCCUAAUGAACAAUGAAGUACCUCCCUACCCCCCAACAUUUUGACAGUAGUAGGGGAUCUUGGACGCUAGGCACUCUAAAGAAACCCACUUUCCUGGCUAUGUAGGGAACCGGGUUUCAUGAAUAGCCAUUGUUCCAUGCAGUAGAAAAGAAGCCUACUUCCUAAUCACACUCCCUUUGGCUAACAGGACAUUAUGUGUAUGGAAAGGUCGGUGACUCCGAGGAGAUAGAAGAGGAGAAACCGGUCAUUGGAUGGGUUAGCAUAUGUGUUAAGUAUUAAAGACCUAUGCAUCGGGAGACCUGGUCACUUUCCUUUUCAAUGGAGCUGCUUAGUUGGCGACAUCUGGGAUACCUUUAAACCUUGAGCUCUGUUGAUUAGCCAGACCUUUCCCCACUAAGCAUCAAGUCUGAGAAGCCCUGUGAGCAUUCACGAUCACCUAACAUCUGCAGCAUGGGUAACAACUGCACUCAGCCCAUUGACACGGUGCAAAAGUCAGAGCUGGCAAUGGAGGUAGGGUAGAUAGAAAUCCUGACCUGAUCCACAGGCCCUGCUCAAGCUAACAGAGGAGGGUCAUGUAGGGUCCACCUCUGUCUCUGGACACCGCUCAAUCUUCCCUGCUAGUGAUGGCCAGAGACUAAGGUGGUGGGUACUAAUGAAAGAAUCUGCAUAGCUUGGCCAGCAUUGAGAAAGAGACGAAGAGGAAAUCUGUUACCUGUGAAGUGCUCCAAAGGGCAUGCGUUUUCCAAAGAGUUCUCCAGGUGAGGAUACCCCUGGAUCCCUCUAUGAGACUUUUUCUCUCUCUCCAAUAAUCUAAGGAAGGCUGGUGUCCUGAGCUCCCCUCCAGAGCCCUUUGGAAGGCAGAAGACCACUGCACAAAACCCAUCCUUCCUGAGGGGGACAGUGUCUGAGCUUUAUCAUUUUCCAGCCGCUUCAGACGGAUCCUUCGGCACAUACAGGGUCAACAGCAAGCCAAGGUGCUUUACCCUAGGCUCCAAAUUCUAACCUGCAUUCCCCAAGCAAUCUGUAGAACAAAGCGUAUUAAGGAAAUCUCUUUCUUUCACUGGUGGAAGUGAAACAAGCCACUAGACUGUUGUACUUGAAAUUUUUUAGAAGGUAAUGAGCAAAGUUUACACGUAGGUUUUGAGUGGAAUAUUUGUAUUUAAUAUGUAAAUGUGGGUGAGUUAAAAACUUAUUUAAUUUUGUAGCUAUGGACUAUGAACAAUACUGUGAGACUACCAGCUGCUGACACAUCUGUGCUGUGUGGGAUGGUUGGGUCUUCUAGCUGUUUUUGUUUUGUUUCAGGUUUAACUUUCCUAUUGGGAGGGUUUAUAUAUAAUAACAACACAGAGAGGAGCUAUUUAUUAUGAACAGAAUUGCACUGGGGAAUGUCAGAGGCACAUAGUUUUCUGGGAUGCAGCUGGGCUCACUGAAUGUUGCUGUGUUCACUGAAAUCAAAGACCUUUUUCAAGAUCUAGAUUUUUAUAUAAAUAAUAGCAGAGAUUGCAAUGUUUCAAAAUAAUGUCCUGUAAAGUACUCCGGUCAAUUUCUGCAAGACUCUACAAUUCUAAUAAUAAUACACCCACCUGUCUUCAGAACUGAGUCUCUGUUUGUCCUCACCUGGUUUAACUGAGGGAUUGGUGGUUUUCUCUGUGUUGCUGUCAUUCCUUCCAGCACCUGAAGGACAAAAUUACUUUUCCCCACCCACCCGAAGUCUUUGAAUCACUAGCUGGAGGAAGAAUUUUCAGACUGCCGACAGCCUGCGCUGCUCAGUUUAGAUCAAUCAUGUGCAAACACCUUAUCUAGGAACAAAUUUUCCAGUGUGUUCUUCGGGAGAUGGGAUUUAUGCCAGAGGCUGGAACUCCAGAGUUUACAGACUCUGUUUUGCCCUGCUGUCCUUGGAAUCUUUCGGCUGGAAAGGUGCUUUGCAAGUAUCAGUCAAAGAAUUCAAAUUGCUCAACAGAUUUUACUGACCGGGGUCACUUUGCCUGCCUGCGAACUUUAUCAGUUAUGCUGGCUGCAGUCCAGUACUACAGGAAACUUGCAGAGGGCCAGCACGAGCUGAAGUAGAUCAUAAGUGAUGCAUAAACCUUUAGCUGAACAUUUGCACAGGAGUGGAUUUCACUCAAGAGGCACCUUCUCUGUCUCUCUUGUUUCUCAAUCUUUCAAACGAAUCUAGCAUUCUACAGCAGCUGUGACUGUACCAUCUAGCUGUAACAUCUUCCCCCUUUCCAGGGUGGGAGGGGGAAGGAAAUCAAUUAAGGCGUUCUGGGUGGAAGCUUUGCUUUGAGUGGAAAUAAAGUCCCAGGCCCAUUGGGUGAGUGGAGUGAAGGACAGACCCAGAUCUUCCAAGGUAGGCAUCUAAAUACUUUUGGAGAUUUAGAUGUCCCUCCAGGUUGGGAAUGGUAGGUCAGGCCAUGGGUUUGUCUCUGAAGUCCAUAAAGGGGAGAAGCAGCUCCAGUUCUCAAGACAGCGAUCGGGCAUUAAAGAAACUCUGGAUUUAGCCUGGAACAAGGCUUUACAAAUGUCACCCUGUCUCUACUCAUCUGCUGCUCCUGAUGGAGACAUCUCUUGUUCUUCUUUCAAACCUGAGUCACUUUUCCUUUCCUGUUUGUGACAGUCCACUCUUAGCCUGUUCGACUCUUAAAGAAAUGUUACCUUUUUACCUGGUUCCCCCUCUCUUGUGGAGAUCGAUUGAUGUGAGUAUGCAAAAGAGAGUGCAGCUACCUUCAAAACAUGCAGCUCAGGGUUGUAAGGAGGAGUUGGGACAAUGUCUGCACUGGAAGAGUUAACUCAGGGUCAGUGUUUAGGCCCAGCUUUUUAAAGCUAUUUAGGUGCUGCUGUGCUCGACCAUCGAUGGAAUUUAGACACCUGAAUGCCCACUUUGCUUUUGAAAAUGAGACUUACGUUCCUAAUGUAAUUAAACAUGGUGACGCUGAGCGCAGCAACGCCUAAUCUGGGCCUUAGUUACUAGAGAUCAAAGUACUGCAGAAAAUGCCUGUCAAAGAGAGAGAUUUGAUGGUGGUGAAAAUCUAGUGUAUUUAUCCCUCUACAGAAAAGAUUCCACCAAACUGCAUUCGUUGUGCCACCAGCUGAUUGUUGGGAGAUUAGGAGUUAUCACCCUGUCACUGAAAUACAGCCAUCUCUGGGGUGGAACUUGGCAAUCCUGGAACAGUACACAGUAAUGUAGCACAGGAGGAUAGAAAAGGAAGCCUACUUUAUCCAGAUGCAAGUGCAGGCAGGAUAGCGUGAGGCAGAAUGCAAUAACUGUGAUAUCUUGGCCAUCUUCCAUGCUGGGUAAUCUUGCAAAAAAAUGCCAUGGGGCUUUAAUGACCACAGUCCCAAGGCCUUGAUCAUAUGUCUCGUCUGAAAGACAAACCCUCUGACGUUGUUGCCCCUUCAUGCCGUUCUGGGCUGUUAGUUGAGUGCUUGCGAUGGGAGUAGUGCCAGCUAUUGGGGAGAGAGAGAUCUGCUGUGGAACUGAAGCCCCCAGCCCAGAACGUCAUUGAUUAAUUGAUCUCUAAGACCUGGGCUGCAGACCGUUUUUGGCCUGAUAGAACUAGGCUGGUUACGGGGGUGGCUUUGUUUUCUAAUCCAAAUAGUUAUAAUGGUAUGGACCCAACUGUGGACCAGUUAUACUGGUAUAGCUUAGUUCCUUUCCGAUAUAGGAAUAUGCCACUUUUAUAUUGAUGUAACUGCAUCUGAUGCCACGCUUGGGGGAGCAGGGGGAAGGGGUGGUACCACUUUAAUAAUACUGGCUUAGUUUAAGUGGUAGCACUUUUGUGGGUGGACGAGCCCUAAAACGGUCCCCAGUCAGCACCCCUAAACAGUGGGUAAGUUUAGAUCCCAGUCCAAGAUUCACAGCAGCCCCUAAUAUUUUCCCUGGGAGCUACUGACCCAGCCUGACCCUGGCUGUUUAGCUGUUGGGAGCUGCUAUUGCAGACUGCAGUGGUAUAUUUUUAAGCUCUACCUUAUACUCUUCUCUUGUGACUGAAAACCCACCUCGCUCUCCGACAUGUUUUUCAGCCAGUCCAAGGUUUUUAAAUAGAGAGUUUAAUUAAAGUAACAUUAGCUAUCUCAGUGCUGUCAAUGGGGUGUUACUGGUCAGCCUCAUCUUAUGCCAUUGCUUCUGCCCCCCUGAUUAGCUGAUUCCCAAAUCCACUAAGAGUGUUGAACAGGGCUGCGUGAGAGUGCUAUGUGGCGUUUGCACGAGGCUAUGUGGCGUGUUCUCUUUCCACUGAUGUUCUUGUGAACUUGUUGCUCGCACAAAUGCUCGUGAGGGAGUUGUGAAUACUCAAACCUCUCAGAAUUAAUGUGUGGCUUUAACUGAACAGCAGUGUUUUUGCCAGGGCUCUGCAGCCUG
Gopherus evgoodei (Goodes thornscrub tortoise) is the source of this 6905-nucleotide messenger RNA. RefSeq names its product pleckstrin homology domain containing N1 (gene PLEKHN1). Gene Ontology annotation, molecular function: phosphatidylserine binding; phosphatidic acid binding; phosphatidylinositol phosphate binding. The record is from RefSeq and is a predicted model, not a curated record. Gene Ontology annotation, cellular component: cytoskeleton; mitochondrial membrane. NCBI's taxonomy places the organism in Eukaryota, Metazoa, Chordata, Testudines, Testudinidae. Gene Ontology annotation, biological process: 3'-UTR-mediated mRNA destabilization; response to hypoxia; positive regulation of apoptotic process.